GUCUGUCCCAGACCUGGCAACCUGCACGCUGUUCAGUGGUGGGAGGCGCUAGUCCGCAGUAGUUUCUGGAAGGAACCUCAUGCUGGUAUCAUGGACAAAGUUUCAGUAUUGAAAGACCAGGGCAACAAGGCACUGAGUGCAGGAAAUAUUGACGAGGCCGUGCGGUGCUACACUGAAGCUUUGGCCCUCGACCCUUCAAACCAUGUCCUGUUCAGUAACCGAUCCGCUGCCUACGCCAAGAAAGGCAACUACGAGGAUGCUCUCCAGGAUGCCUGUCAGACCAUCAAGAUCAAGCCUGACUGGGGAAAGGGCUACUCCCGCAAAGCUGCUGCUUUGGAAUUUCUCGGCCGAUUGGAAGAUGCUAAAGGAACUUACCAUGAGGGACUCCGACAAGAGUCGAAUAAUCAGCAGCUGAAAGAGGGUUUACAGAACAUUGAAGCCCGCCUCGCAGAGAAAUCCAUGAUGAACCCCUUCGCAAUGCCCAACUUGUAUCAGAAGCUGGAGAAUGAUUCUCGGACGCGGGAGUUAUUGUCAGAUCCCACCUACAGAGAACUGCUGGAGCAGCUCAGGAGCAAACCAUCAGAGCUUGGGACAAAGCUGCAGGAUCCCAGAGUGAUGACCACACUCUCUGUGCUGCUCGGACUCAACCUCUCUGAGAUGGAGGAAGAAGAUGAGCCCACCCCACCUCCUCGGCCCAAACCCAAAGAGACUCAGCCUCCUCCACCCAAAGAGGAAGACCUUCCAGAAAACAAGAGAAAGGCCUUGAAGGAAAAAGAACUUGGGAAUGCUGCUUAUAAGAAUAAGGACUUUGAAGCAGCACUGAAACACUAUGAAGAGGCAAUCAAACAUGACCCCACCAACAUGAUGUACAUCUCUAAUCAAGCAGCCGUCUACUUUGAAAAGGGAGAUUAUGACAAGUGCCGAGAGCUGUGUGAGAAGGCCAUUGAUGUUGGCAGAGAGAACCGAGAAGACUACAGACAAAUUGCAAAGGCAUUGGCUCGGAUUGGAAAUUCAUACUCUAAGCAGGAAAAAUACAAAGAAGCGGUUCAGUAUUUCAACAAGAGUUUGACGGAGCAUCGUAUUCCUGAAGUCUUGAAGAAGUGUCAGCAGGCAGAAAAGAUCCUGAAAGAGCAGGAGAAAGUUGCCUACAUUAACCCAGAUUUAGCCCUGGAAGAGAAGACCAAGGGAAACGAUGCCUUCCAGAAAGGUGACUAUCCCUUAGCCAUGAAACAUUACUCUGAGGCGAUCAAGAGGAACCCAAAUGAUGCAAAACUCUUCAGUAACAGAGCUGCCUGCUACACAAAGCUGUUGGAGUUCCCACUAGCCCUCAAGGAUUGUGAAGACUGCAUCAGACUUGAGCCCUCAUUCAUAAAAGGCUACACACGUAAAGGAGGUGCUUUGGAAGCCAUGAAAGAUUAUUCCAAAGCUAUGGAUGCUUACCAGAAGGCAAUGGAGCUGGACUCUUCCUCAAAGGAAGCCACAGAAGGCAUGCAGCGCUGUAUGGUCAGUCAGACCACGAGGAACGACAGCCCUGAGGACGUGAAGAAAAGGGCCAUGUCUGACCCCGAGGUGCAGCAGAUAAUGUCCGACCCGGCCAUGCGCAUGAUCCUUGAGCAAAUGCAGAAGGACCCGCAGGCGCUCAGCGACCACUUAAAGAAUCCAGGUAUCGCUCAGAAGAUUCAGAAACUCAUCGAUGUUGGACUGAUAGCCAUUCGUUGAUGAGAGGUUUGCCAGACGUGUGAAGAAACUCCCAAGGCUAAAGUGGAACAACAUGCAAAACCCUCUGAAAUAUUACAUCCUAUUUUCUUGCCUUCAAAUUCAAAAUUAUAUUGUCCUUAAUCUCACAGAGAAUAAGUGUAUGUUAUGUUUUUUUUAAACUUCACAACUUUUACAUUGUAUCUAAGAAAGCAUCUUGUUUUCAUCUGGAAACCUUGAAAACUCCAGUAAAAUCUGGAUUUAUGUGAACAGAUGCUUGAUUACAUCUUAAAAUAAACCUCUCAAUGCAGUGCACCAGUAUGUUCAGUGUUUGAAGGGGAAAUCCACCCUAAAGCGGAUCACACAUUCCUGUUGCCAUAUGAAAGUGUUGUGAAGGAAAUGAAAGAUUAAGAAAUAAAAUAAUUAUUUCUAGACUUUUAUUCUUUUAAGUUGAUCACAAAUUGAAAUUGUCAACACUUCUAUAUUUUUUACCUUUAAGGCGGCCUUCUGUCUGCUUGAUAUUUGUGUCCAGCUCAUAUCAGGAAAGUGAUUCUGUGAUUGCAGUGGCGUGAGGACAGAUCUCGUCAAAUUGUGACUAGAAAGAUGCUUUCCGUUGCUUUUUAGAUCCUUUGAGUCUGAGCUCUUGUGCCGGGGUAAAUAUCACACGGUCAGAAAAAAGUGACAAGAAUGUUAUUGGUAAAGUGCUCUGUGAGCAAAAACAUAAUGUGGUGACCUCGCACAGUCAGGAUUUUGUGGCUCAGGUUUUUAAUUUGUUAAGGAGACAUGUUGAUGAUCAAAACUAAAUAUUAAACAAGAGGGUGGUUUUACAUAAUGAAAAAAAUUGUUUGGCCUAAAUAUUUCUAAAUGGGAAUAAUGUGAUGGUUAAAGGGUGGAUUUACCUUUCUAAGCUUGCAGUUAUUGGUUAAAUAGUCAAAUAGAAUGACACUGUAGAGCACAAACCUCUGCCAAGGACCAAAAGUCCUGUCUAUUUCAAUCAAGCUGCACCAAAUUUAACACACUCCUAUCAGGCCCCUAAAUUUAUGAAAAACACCCCAUCUGGCAAUGUUAAAGAAAGUGGGGGGAACAAGUCCUGCAUCCGUCCACGGUUCCAGACGUGCUCCAAAAGUAAAAGGAUUCUUUCCUGACUUAUACCACAACCUUCCAACAGGUUUUGUGGUUAUCUGUUCUGUAGUUCUUGUGUAAUAUUGCUUCCAAUCAAACCAAAACCCUGGUACCGGUGAAAACACAACCUUCUUGGAAUAGGUAAUCAGUCUUGUACUGAGACCCCAGUGCUGUCUGUCAAUUCUUUCUAAUAUGUACUUCACUCAUCAAGGCAAUUCUUCAGGUAAAUUGUGCCAGCCUUUUCUGGUUUUAAUUGUAAUGCUCUGUAAUUCAAUGGCUUCAGUGGUGGAAAUGGUUCUCCUACAGCAGUAGAUUGCUCAGUUUCAGUUCCAGAGAGGAAAUUCAUAUAAAUAUGGCUAUUGACCAUUAGGCCAUGUGUGGCCUCAGAUCCCUCAAGAGUCCCCACAUUGUCAUAGUUAUUGCAGUGCUAUGGUUGUGAAUUUGAAUAUGUCAGAAAUUACCUUUUGUUUUCACAAUUCUGAAAUUGAAAAAAAUUAAAUAAAACAAUUCUCUAAGACAUGUGACACACAA
Molecule: messenger RNA, 3348 nt
Organism: Pleuronectes platessa (European plaice)
Lineage: Eukaryota; Metazoa; Chordata; Actinopteri; Pleuronectiformes; Pleuronectidae
Gene: stip1
Product: stress-induced phosphoprotein 1
Exons: 14
Coding region: 91-1719 (542 amino acids)
Molecular function (GO): Hsp90 protein binding
Source: RefSeq, a predicted model, not a curated record